Molecule: messenger RNA, 8208 nt
Organism: Hyla sarda
Lineage: Eukaryota; Metazoa; Chordata; Amphibia; Anura; Hylidae
Gene: TMEM271
Product: transmembrane protein 271
Exons: 1
Coding region: 1152-2024 (290 amino acids)
Source: RefSeq, a predicted model, not a curated record
AAGUACAACGAUUUAUUAUGAUAUAUGUGCUUAUAAUGCAUUCACAUUAUACAAUAAAUUUGCUGAAUUGUGUUAUCUUGUAUUUCAGAGUUUAUCACCAAAAGCAGACCCAUUGUUUCACACAGAAAUCCUCAUUACAAUCCAGUUAUUCUGCAAACACCAUUGUCUAGUACAGUAUGUGCCUUGGGCCUAUAAACUUAGCAUGCUGUCUCUGUAAAACAGAUUAUUACUUUUGGGUACUGACUUACAAUACAAAACUCUAAAGAGUAGAAUAAACAGUAUAUAAUUCAGUGUUUUACCCAACAAUUAAUUACACCGCAGCUCAUAGUACUAUGCAAACAUGUUAGCAUGGCAAUUGAAGGAUAAAUAGAAUGUCUAUCUGUAUGUGUUGCAGCACUGCAUGUAAUUGUAAACUACAUAUAGUCAAUGGGGGAAAAUAUCAAUUAACUCAUGAAUUCUUGCAGUGACGGGCUGUGAUUUGAGAUCAGCAUUGAGACGCUCAGGUUCCGUAUUUUUUUUCUUUUUGUCACAAUGCAGCAUUUACACAAUGAACCAGCUUCUCUUUAUACAACUAGCCUCUUGCACCAUUAACCCCUUCCCUGCUUUGACGAUAUGCAGGUUAAAGAUAGCAUUUCUGGGGGAGGGAAUCAGCUCUGUGUGGGCUUCAUGACAUCAACUGCUAAGUGAUUGUUUUUUUUUUCUCUUAGUCUAAAGCGGACUGGCGUGCAGCAGAGCUGGCUGGUGUAAAGUCUGACAGGCUUUCUUGUCUAUUCCUCUGCACAUUGCCUGUAUUCCCCCCUCUCUCGCAUCAAUAUUUAAUUCUCUUCUAAGAGCAAUGAGAUAAUGCAAUGUGCAGAGGCAGGGAAGGUGCAGUGAGAGAGAUCCGUGCUGCUGCAUGAUACUACAACUGCUGUUGCUGCUGGCUGGACUCGGCAACCCAGGAUCCUCGGGUUGAGGCUUGGUGCAUGCAGCUCUACAAGCACUCUCCCUAAAGCAUGUCCUCCCCAGACCCCACCACCUCCUUCCUGGAAAGGGCAGCUGGGGAGGAGGACACGGGAGGAUGAGGAGAGAGAGCCGGCCGGAGCACAGGAGGAGGAGGAAGAGGAGAAGGAGAGGAGGGGGUGCUGGAGGAAGAGAGGCUGGCGCGGAGGAUGAAGUGGGGUGUCCGGGGAGCCUGCGCUGCGCUGUCCAGCUGCUUCUUGCUUGCCUGUGCCCUGAGUGCUGCCGCUGUGGGCCUCAAGUGCUUCUCUUUGGGAUCUGAGCUUAAGGGUGAGCCAUUCCGUCUAGGUACAGCCGCUGGCGCCUUUUACUCUGGGUUACUGCUCUCAGCCGGCCUUUCUCUGUUGGGUUCUGCCUUGCUUUGCUGCCGAGAGGAUGCAUCAGGAGAGAGUAAACCCGGCAGCCAGAACUUCCUCCUCCUAGGCGUGCUGGUUUUCAUGUUGGGACUGUUGAGCGCCUUUGCUGGGGCAGUGAUAGAUGGGGAUACUGUGUCACUUGUGGAGAGGAAGUACUCUCACUUUUGUCUGCAACAGCCAACACCUGGAGCAAGCAGCAGUACCACCAAGUGCCAGAAGCUAAAGGAUUACCAGCGGGGUUUGGUCAUUUCCACCAUAUUCAACUCCCUUGAGUGUCUGCUGGGGCUCAUCAACUUGUUGCUAGUAAAAAACUACAAAUCUUCCCAGCAGCGCCGCAGGAGGCGAAGGAGAUGUGCAGGAAGACGCUUCCAGAGGCAGAACAGGGGUUCCAUUUUUUCUAAUGAAGAGCAUGAUUUUUCCCCUGGGGAUUUCCCUUUCCAGACUGUAUCCUACAUCAAUGUUGGGGUGUUCCACUUAUUUGAUGAAGCAGGGGUGGAGGUACAUUGUGGUGGCCACCCCUCUCUGGAGCUGCCUGGUUACUCCCCAAUGGACCCUGAUUUAAAUCCAUCUUACCCUUACUGUUACCCCCUACCCAAUGAACAACCCCCUCCAUAUGAUGAAAUUUACCCUGCUACUGAAAUGUGCAGCAGCAGCACAACCACCACAUAGCAUCCCCUAGACUUCUGUACAAAGACAUUUCUGCUCCAUGAUCUGCACUGACAAUCAUUGAUGCCUGCAAAUGGGACAGGGACAUGACACAAGGACUACCACACUGUAUCUAUAUGGUUGUGUUCAGAUAUGCUCAUAACCAAUGUAUGGUAAGGGGUGAGAGCUACAACAUGUUGACUGCUGUUUGUAUGUGUGUGUGUGAGAGAGAGAAUAUGUGUGUGGUUGUAUGUACUUGGUGGCCCCAAGAGAUGCACUGUCUUCACUGACUCCUAUUGAAAUUAUUUAUUUUACAUGUGUGGAGUCUGUGGCAAAGAGUAUAGCUCUAUCAGUAUUUCCUUCUCUUCACAUUUAUUUUGUCAUAGCAGUGUAAAUCUAAAUUUUGGUAUUCAUCACUAUUGCCAUGGUUACAGUGUCGAGCUAAAAAAAUUAUUAUGUCAGUAUAAAUAGGCUUUUUAUUUCAUGUCUGAUGAGAUUACUCAUCUUUAUCAAAUCUCAAGAUUUUAUCAGUAAAUGCUUCUGCUAAUGUCAAUCCUCCUACCAUUUUUUUCCCUAUUAAUGAAUCAUCAAAUCAUUUUUUACCUUUUUUUUAAUCUAAAGAACGCAAAGCAACUGCCUCAAACUAGGAUUGGAAUGCAAAGAAUGGACACAUUGCACAAAGCUUUUUGGCUCAAACUGGAGAAAUAUGGGUCUGGGUAAAGACCAGCUGCACUAAAGACCAGUAAGCCUGAGGCUCAAGGUGGCCAUCCAUGUGAGGGUGUAAGCAAUAUAGGUUCUGCAGAAUGUUCUGCAGAUACUGUUCUAUGUCCUCACAGCAGAGAAAGAGUUAAUCAAGGUCUGUGUCUUUGUUGGCUUGGCAGCUGAUCACAUGUUAUGUGGGUUGAACUAUUCAGAUGUGUUGUUGUGAAGUGCUUGUGCUUCCCAGAAUUAAUGCUGGAGUCCUUGCCUAAGAACACUUUGACACUCAUAGGAGUUGGAGGGCUUGGGCAUCACUGUUUUCAAGCACCAAUUACCAAUGGUACUUGUGCCACUUUUUCACUCAUUAGUGGUCUAGUCUCAUAUCUUCUACCAAAAACUCACCUGUAUGUGAUGCAGUAAGCAGCAAAUUUAUUUUUUCUUUCCACUAUCCAGCCGGUAGUAUUGUUUCACCUAUUUAUGAUGCUAGGAAACGGCAUUAUUGGCUAUUCCCUACAUUAUAAACCCAUCAGAACAUCCUCCUUUACUGAACCCUGCUGGGAAUUUCACUGUUGUCAUGCAAAAGUUGUCAGGAAAAUACAAGUAUCUAAGGUUAGGUUCAUGUUACGAUUUGUGCCUCUAAGGCACUGAUUUCAAAAUCGGUGCUCGGAUCGGCAUGAGCCCCAUUCGGUGCAAUGACCCAAGCAUAGUCUCCUAGUGACUACGCUUGAGUCAUCUAUCGACUGUAUCUGAAUCUUGUCUCAGACUAGGUGACUAUGCUCAGGUAAUUGAAGUGAACUAAGCCUGUGCCGAUCUGAGCAUAGAUACAUUGGCGGCUUAUUUUGCGAUCCUGGCGACAUAUUCAUGCUUCAAAGGCACAAAGCGUAAUGUGAACCUGGCCUAAUUCUGCCAAUGCAAUGCCCUGCACAGCCUGAUACAAUGAUUUUAUAUCUCCCAUAGACUAAAAUGGAGUGGACUGUAUGUAUGCAGGAAAAAGGAACCCUAGCACUCAGCCCCUGAAAGCCAAAUUACCCCUGUAACUAGGCUAUUGGUUUAUCUGAAUACUGCUUUGUCUGUAAAUCAUGGGGAAAUGGAAUGAUAGAUUAUGUUGCACCAUUCAGCAGUAAGCUUGAAUCCCUGUUCUAAAUAUUAGGGAUACAGUUAUGAAAACUGCUUAAAACUGUCUUUGUUGCCCAUGGCACCCAAAGUCAGCACAGCUUUCAUUUCAGAUCUACAGAUCUGAUGAAAUCAAAGUCGAGCUCUAUGAACAACAAAGACAGUUUUUCUUUUAGACAGUUUUGAUAGAUCUCUUGGAAGACUAGAACUCUGCUGCAUCUUUUUGCAAUGCUAUGUUCUAAUGGUAUCUGUCAGGCUAGAGCUGCAGUGCAUGGAACUGUGUGCCCUUCUGUGGACUGCCACUAGUUAAAAUGGCAAAGUCUGACUACAAAGACGCAGUGCAGCCUCAGGUUUAGGCUGGAUUUAUUCUUGUAUUUUUGCAGUGUGUUUUUUGUAAAACAUCAAAAAAAUGAACUUAAGGUUUAUUCAUUUAUUUAUUGAUAUUAAUUUCCUAACACUUACAUCCUAGCACCAAAGUAUUCCACUGCUGCGCAUCCGCCAGUGACCCGACCCAUUUUGUACCUCCAGCUGUUGCCACCCCCCUUCCCCCGCAUCGACCCGCCCCUGGCCUGUUCGCAAUGGCAAUCCGCCGCUACGAGCAGCCACACAGUGGACCUGGAAGUCGCCAGGUGCGCUGCAUGUACAGUGUACUCAGACACUGCGGCUGCGUCGCAAUUUCAGAAUGGACACGGCAACUGUCAGGCCCCAUGUGUGGCUGCUCGUAGCAGCGGAUUGUCACUGCGAGCAGGCCAGAGGCAGUGGGGGGGGGGGGGGGCAACACUGGAGGCACAAAAUGGGUCAGGUCACCGGCGGAUCUGCAACGUAAAAUACGCUGUGGAUCCGUUACAUGUGAUCCUACCCUAAAUAAAUCUUUAUACAGCGAUAUCCGCAUGGUGAGUGCUCAGUCUUUCUUUAUAUAUGCUAUCAUACUUUUUCUCUGUUUAUUCCAUUUAUGUUUUUUUGGCUUUUAAAUACAGAUUCGAAUACUGCCAUAUGAAAGAGCCCAUGUAAAAACUGAUACCAGCUUCUAUGCAUUUUGCUAUUAACUCAGAUCAGUCUAACAGUAAAAAAUGACUGCAAAUUAACCGCAAACUUGAAUGUAUAGUCUGCCAGUAAGGGCCCAUUCACAUGGCUGACUUUAUGAAUGGAAACCAGCGGAAGAAUUCCCUUAGGAUGUUUCGGUGCAGCAGCCUCCCAUUGUUUUUAUGUUCAUUUUUUCAGGGGAAUCCACUCAGACAUGUAUUGGCUUCAAUGGAGAUGGCGCAUGUCACAGUGGUUCUCGCACCUACACAUACGGAAUGGCUGCCUGGAACUUUUCCAGCGUCGUUUAAAUGGGCCCAUAGAUGACUUAUGCAGGGAAUAUGUCUUAUACAGAUAUAGCAGAGUUGAAUUUGUAAUUCACCUGUUUCUUUUGAACAUUAUUGAGAUAACCGGGUAGAUGUACCUGCCUGUUUCUGGAAGAACAAAGAUAACAAACUAUAAAUGGACAAGAAGUUGUAUAUAAUAACAAGCACAGCUCUGCUGCAAUAACAAACUCAGGUCCACUACUUCUGUAAUACACACACCUCCACCCCACCACCCUUACUAAUAGAUCUCUCCCAGUUUGGGUAUAGGGAGAGAUCUAUCAAACAAGGCCAGCCAAGCAGGCAGAAGCCACCUGGGACCACCCUGAUGACUCGUGGUUCAGUCAGUGUGAAUGUGAUGACAGAUUCCCUUUCAACAGCAGCCUAGUGGCAUGAGGCCAGAUACUUGUAUCGUGCCAAAGGCUAAUGCCUUGUAAGAUCUAUUCAGUUGAGUGGAUUCAUUCAUAAACACAUAUGGGGAGAUUUGUCAAAACCUGUGCAGAGGAAAAGAAGUUGCCUAUAGCAGCCAAUCAGAUUAUUUCCUUUAUUUUUUUUAAAAAGGCCUCUGAAAUAUAAAAAAAAAUCUGAUUGGUUGCUAUGGGCAACAGGUCAACUCAUCAAUUGCAUUUACCAGAAAGGUGCAUUAUAUGUUUUAAGGCUAGAACUUAGGAAUUCACCCUGAGAUUGCAGCGCUGACUAUAUUAGUCAGUACCAGGACCGGGCAGACAUUGCAGUCCCCAUAGACCACAAUGUAUUUUGUGCGGAUUCUGCCAUAAGAAUGACCGAGAUCAUUCUUUCAACAGUGAAAUUCCGUAGUGUGGACUGUGCAACAGAAUCCCAUUGACAGCAAUAGGAUUCUGCUGCACCAGAAUUUCACAGCAUCAUUUCUAAGUGGAAUUAUGCUUGGAAAGUCUGUAGUGUAAACCAAGCCAAAUAGUUUAUGUAGUGCUCACGCUUCUAAUGAUAUGUUCACAUGAUGGAAUUUCCGUGCGGAAUUCCAAUGCAGAAUACCGCAUGGAGAUUCUGCAGCAGCAGAGACGCAUUCAUUUAAAUUGAAUUCUGAUGCACUGUUUAGAUAGCAGCAUUUCUGCUGCUAUCUAAACAGUCUGGCGCGGAAGUUCAAAUUUCGGACUCUGCACGACAGUGCAUUGCCUUCUAUGAGAGGGCACAUUUCUGAGCGGUCCUAGGAGAUUUUCUGUGCAGACAUUAGCCCAUGUGAACAUAGUCUUGACGUAAAUCCUGUCAAAAUGUGGCUAUUCCCAGUGAAUAAGACUUCCAUAUAGUCGUGUUUUUCUUGUGGCUGUUAAGAUGCAUUUAUAGAAAUGAAUGUAAAGACACUCUGCCUGCUCCCUUUGCCACAGGUAAAUAGAAGCCACUGAUAGUGGCAAGGAGAGCCGUGCAUGUGAACUAGAUGUGUUUGAGGUCAAUUCUAUUAGUUGACAACCCCUAAUUCAUUCAUGCAAAUACAUUGAAUUAAAUGAAUGUAGAAACAAAAGUUAUCAAAAGAUGUGAACCUUCCAUAUGUGCUUGAUGCUCUGAGAACAAGCUCAGUUAUUGAAACUAGUGUCUUAGUCAGGUCAUGAAUACGCCAAAUAUAGUAACUACAAUCCUGAACAUCACCAGAUGAAAUAGAUGGUGAGAGUAAUGGAGUAAUGUGCCUAAAAAAGCUUGUUCACAGAGCUGUGGUAAAAAUCCCUUUACCGUGUCUAUUCCAAUAUGUAAAGUGCAUGGAGGCUUUGUAUCAUUGAUACAGGAUCAUCCUUUAAUUUCACUGUGUAUUAUAAGACAGAAAUAAAGUCAACACUUAAUAUCCAAAGCACAUAUACAAUUCUAGUGUGAGUGAACCAUAGUGGAUCACAUUGCAAUUUAAUCGGUAUUAAAUAUCUACAAUCCGUUGUCUCAAAGGCUUCUCCGCAAGACAAAAAUGAAUCAUGAUAAGAGCCUCCAUGGAGCUUCCCAAAAAAUGUAGAAAUGACUUUCAAAUAUUAGCAGACAUUUCACAUGCAAUGCCUGGCACCUAAUAUUUGUACGGUCCAGUUUGGUUGUUGUGGUUAUUCUAAUAGUUUUUGGAAUAACUCUAGCAAGAGAUCCAUGUUUACGUUAUAAAAUGCAAGUAUUGCACCUUAAAAUGUCUAUGAAUAGAAACGUUCUGUAUAUUUGUGCCUAACUUAUUAUAAGGGAAUGUCACUAAGCUAAAUAGAUAAAGACAAUGCAGAUUACAGAUUCCUAUAACAAAUAUCUAGUUGACAAAAAAAUAUACACCAGGAAACAGUUAGUAAGAAGUAUAGCUUGAAGAUUCUGGUCCCCACUGCAAAUUCAGCAAUAGGGUCCAUAACCAUCAUGUCAUGUGUAAUACUGUUGUCCUAUGUAGCACUGUGGCCAUGGGAUUCCCACAGGGCCCAGGUGUAACUCCAACCUCGGUUACCCCUUUACGUGUGACUUGAAUAUUUAUUUUGUAAUUAGAAAAUUGAGGUAUUUUUGAUGCCAACUGACUCUAGAGGAAAAAUAUUUUCAAAUGUAACACUUUGUAAUUGUAUUAAAAUGAUGGUUUUAUGCAGUCAUAAAGUCAUCAUUCAUGUAUAUUGUUUAUGCUGAAUGUAUAAGUCAUACUACUGCAUGACACACAUGACCAUGGGACACAUGAAGUCAUAAUGCAGCCAUUAAAUCCAUAUCGCAUGAUUUAGUUUACUGUUAUGCAUUAACCAGGGAAUCACCGGAUUGAUUGAUUUAGUUAUUACUAUUUGGUAAGAACUUUUCACUUUAUUCUUGUGGUUUAUGAUGCAUGUCCUCUGAGAUGGAUUAUAGUACAUUUGGUGAAAGACGCUGCCAAAGACAAAAAAAUCUUACUUUGGGAUUUUUCGAACAUGUAUAGUAUGAACAUCUGGUUUACUCCAUGUUUGGCACUUUGUAUGCACCCAAAUGUGAUAAAUUUUCCCUUUUUUCAUGAUAAUAAGCUGAAUGUAAUUUAUGUCAUAUAUGGGGCAAAACAAAGAAAGUCCAAAUAAGGGCUUGUUUAGCUUCACUUGGUGACUAAGCUCAGUUCCAUCAACCUU